Peronospora matthiolae is the source of this 1143-nucleotide messenger RNA. The record is from the annotation of a GenBank genome assembly. Lineage: Eukaryota; Oomycota; Peronosporomycetes; Peronosporales; Peronosporaceae.
AUGGAUGGCGACUUCGACUGUCUCGAGUUGGCGAAGGCGAUCUACGGUCUCAAACAAGCUUCACGUGUGUGGAACGAGACUUUCGACGAGUUCGUAUGCUCUAUCGGUUUUGAAGUGUCGGCGUUUGACCCAUGUCUCUACAUCAAGGUUUUCGACGGUCACUGUGUGCUCGUGCUGGUCUACGUGGAUGACGUGUUGGUCACCGGCAGCUCGCUCGAGUUGAUUGCGCAGACGAAGGCCGACCUCAAGACGCGUUUCGAGAUGACCGACAGUGGCAAGUGUACUUUUGUACUGGCCAUCGAACUGGUGGACGAAUCGGAUGGCAGCGUGACGAUGUGCCAGCGACGGUAUGUCAACGACAUCCUCAAGCGCUUCGGCAUGGAUGAGUGCAAGGCCACAGCAAGUCCGGUCGACUUAAGCACUCGGCUUGUCGCAAGCAGCGAAGCGGCCAAGAUCGACGCUCCGUUUCGUGAAGCUGUGGGAGCUUUGAUGCACUUGACGACUGCGACGCGCCCGGACAUUACGUAUGCUGUGGGGUACGUCUCGCGCUUCAUGGAGAAUCCGCAGCAAGAACAUUGGACGGCGGUGAAGCGCAUUUUUCGUUACUUGCAAGGGACCGAGUCGCACGGACUCCGUUUCCAGCCAAGCGACAAGAUCGACUUUCGUGGCUACUCGGACGCGGACUGGGCCGGCGACCACGCUGAUCGCAAGUCGACUUCGGGUUACACUUUCAUGCUGAUGGGUGCUCCUGUGAGUUGGGGAAGCAAGAAGCAGUCAAGUGUGUCGCUGUCGACGAGUGAAGCGGAAUACAUCGCACUGAGUCUGGCCAUCCAGGAAGGCAAGUGGGUGCAUCGCCUGCUAUGCGAGAUUUUGGCGGCCGCAAACGAACCAGGACCGGACCUCGUCAUCCGUGAAGACAACCAGUCGUGCAUCACGAUGACGAAGAAUCCGGUGAAUCAUGGCCGCGCCAAUCACAUCGACAUCAAGUACCAUCACAUCCGUGAUGAGGUCAAGCGCGGUGAAGUGAAGCUCAAGUACUGUGAAACUGCGGUGAUGUUAGCGGACAUCGUGACGAAGGGACUUCACGGGCCACGCCACAAGGAGAUGACGGCGACUCUCGGGAUUCGUGAGCAUUCGGAUUGA